Messenger RNA from Oncorhynchus keta (chum salmon), 1961 nucleotides. RefSeq lists its product as uncharacterized. The record is from RefSeq and is a predicted model, not a curated record. NCBI's taxonomy places the organism in Eukaryota, Metazoa, Chordata, Actinopteri, Salmoniformes, Salmonidae. The transcript has 14 exons. Bases 200 to 1795 code for a protein of 531 amino acids.
AGCAACGUACUAGGUAAUGUGAAAGCUGAGAUGCAACCUGCACUUCCUAUCGGACCACUCGACUCAGACAGCUGUCCGCCUGAACACCAGGAGACCCUUGGUUGAGUGAUUAAGAGGCCCAAGCUUCCUUCGACACACCUCCAUUUCUGUCUCCAGAGGCCCAAGCUUCCUUCGACACAUCCCUGUGUGAAAAGCUCUGAUGUUGAUCCAAGUUUUUCUGGGGCACCUGGUUAUGGCCCUAGGUCUGCUCCUGCCCUACCCUGUCUGUGAGGCCACCUCUCUGGGUGCAGUGGUCAAUGUUGUCCCUCUAGAGAAGAGUGGAGGAAAUAUGGUGAGGGCCCACUACACCGUGAUCUCUGCCCUUCCCUGUCCUACGUUCUCCGGAGUGUGUCAGACAGGGGAAGACUGUGUCGUGCAUACCACCUCGUUACCCUACACAGGACAGAAGCCCGCCUCAGGCUGGUGUGUCCGCCAAUGGCAGAGGACCAUUCCCAGCAACUACAAGGCCAACGUGAAUGUGGGGUCCAACGUGAAUGUGUUUCUGUUCUUGUGGGCUGGACCCUCCAACCAGUCUAACCCAUUGAGACUAAACCAGCCCCCUUACUGCAGCCUGCCUCCUCCUCUCAGGGCUCGUGUGAACUGCCCACGUCACUUCCCACUGACGGUGAAGGACCUGGAUGGGGACACAGUGCUCUGUCGCUUUGCCCAGGCUGACCUUGGAGAAUGCCUUGACUGCCCCCAGUACAACUUUCUGAAGAUGGAGGAGGAGACGUGUACUCUGUUGUACAACGGUAAAUCGUCCGCUGGCCAAUACUCUGUGCAGCUGAUGGUGGAGGACUUUUCACGCCAAACCCAAACCAACAAACCCAAAGCACUCAGUUCCAUUCCACUGCACCUGUCCCUUACAGUGGAGGAGGCGUCCUCAAGCUGCACUGCUGAGCCGGUCACUACAGGACUGACACCAACAGGGGGAGCCACCAUCUACGUUCUGCCCUAUGAGCAGAUCAACGUGUCUGUCACCUUUCAUUCUGACCUAGAGAGCGUGUCAGAAAUAGUUGUGGUUGGUCCCCCUGGCCUCUUCAGGACAGCGCUGGAAACCAAGGGUUCCCUGGCCACCAUGAAUCUCACAUGGGUCCAGAGCCCCAGUAACAUGCCCCCCCCUCUUUUGCCCCUUUGUUUCCUGGCCAACACCAACAGUUUGCAGUCUGAACCCAGAUGUGUGUGGCUUUACCAAAGACAGAUGGAGACCUUUCCCACUGGAACAGAGCUGACAUGUGGGGAGACUGAGAUGCAUCUGGUUCUCCCCAUUUCCACCCUGAAGAACCUGAUUGUGUCAGAGCUCCAGCUCAACCAUCCUUCCUGUAGUGUCACGUCCAACUCCACCCAUGUGAUGGCCCGCAUCUCUCUGACUGGCUGCGGCACUAAGAGAGUGCACUCUGGUUCAGAGAUGGUGUACACCAACACCCUGCAAAGUGUACGCAACACUGUCAUCAGUCGGCAGCCCACCCUGAUUAUGUCGCUCGCCUGCCGUUUCCCGGCGUCGAGGCCAAGGGCCCGCGGUACGCCAUCAACAUGCCGUCGGAGCAGGAGACCUUCGGCAUCAUCAAGUUCUGGUUGGAGUUCUACCGGCCUGGGGAGGGGCCCAUGGCUACCAGAACUAAAAUCCCCAAGUUCCGCCACCUCCUCCCUUUCUCGCAGCGUGUCCGCCGAGAAACGUCGGUCCGCACCGCGAGCAGGCUGGACACACUGGACCUGCAUGUGUUCUCCAACACCUCUCUGGACAGGGCAGAGCUGAUGGUGGGCAAGUGUAUGGAGUCCGAGACAGAAGACAUGGCUGACAGCCACUGUAUCCUGGAUCAGGGGUGUUCGGCUGGAAAUGGAACCCUGGAGAUUCUGACUUCAACCCCCACUGUCAGGGUAUACCGAAUCAACCUGAGCACUAUCAAAACUAAAGGAACCAC